This is a messenger RNA of Scleropages formosus (Asian bonytongue), 2118 nucleotides long. RefSeq names its product VPS37C subunit of ESCRT-I (gene vps37c). The coding region runs from base 483 to 1457 and encodes 324 amino acids. Gene Ontology annotation, cellular component: ESCRT I complex. The transcript is spliced from 5 exons. The record is from RefSeq and is a predicted model, not a curated record. NCBI's taxonomy places the organism in Eukaryota, Metazoa, Chordata, Actinopteri, Osteoglossiformes, Osteoglossidae. Gene Ontology annotation, biological process: protein targeting to membrane; protein targeting to vacuole; ubiquitin-dependent protein catabolic process via the multivesicular body sorting pathway.
GCCUCGACAUGGCGCUGCUGUCUAUCCGCGCAAAGUGAAAGUUUCUGCACACAGAAAGCGCUCAUCAGAGACUGGAGGUGUAGGGAUCCGUGGUUCUCUUGUCCUGCGGUCCACUUAGGUGUGUGGUGCAUGGUGACACAAACCCUCGGAGCAUGGUGUGUGUUUUCUCCCCGGGAAACGCGGUCGGCGCGGUCCUGCUUGUUGUUGUUGGAAGUCAGCCAUCGACAGCUUCUACUGUUUCCACUGAGCUUCGGGGAAGCGCUGUCUUAGCUUAGCUUAAAUUAGCUUAUUUUAUUUUAGCCUAUCUUGGCUUAUCUUAUUUUAGCUUAGUUCAGCCUAGCCUAGCCUAGCCUAGCUGCCGAGCUAACAGUUCCGCUCGCACUCAGUUCCCUUGAAGCCUUGUUGUGGACAAGAUCUGCGUCGCCUUGGGCUCCUCGCUGACCGCGGCGCUCCUUCCCGUGGAUGUCCGUCAAUGCAGGCUGAUGGAAAAGCUGGGCGAGCUAAGUCAGGCUGAGCUGGAGGAGCUGUUGGACAAUGUGGAGCGUGUCCACACACUGGCACUGGAGUCAGAUGAGGUGCAGAACCUCCAGCUGGAGAGGGAGAUGGCCCUGGCCUCGAACCGCAGCCUGGCCGAGCAGAACCUGGACCUGAAGCCUCGCCUGGAGCAGGGCAGGGAGCGACUGGUGGAGCGCUACUGCGAGCUACAGGAAGUGCGCUCCAGAUAUGAGCAGCGCUGUGGUCAGAGAGACAGUGUUGCGGGACAGGUGUCUCCAGAGGGGCUCUUCUCACAGCUACAGACAGAGGGCGCUGCCACAGAGGCUCAGUCCGAGGAGCUUGCUGACCACUUCCUGGACGGCUCUCUGCCACUGGAUGCCUUCCUGGAGCGCUUCCUAUCCCUACGUUCGCUGGCCCACAAGCGCCGAGUGCGGAUAGAUAAACUGCAAGAGAUCCUACGGCAGAAGACGCGCGGCACGGCGGACGCUGAGGGGCCCACCCAGGGGCCAAUGGCAUCACAGACGUGUGCCAGCCAGCAGGCGGAUGCCGGAGUCCCGUUGCCAUGGCAACCUCAACAGCAGCAGCACAGCAAUGGACAAGGCGGGAAUGGGAGCAGCGUCAGCUUUGCGAAUGCAUCCCAGCCUCAGCCGAGCCCCGCCCUUCCGUACUCUCCAUACCCCAUUUCCCCUGCGGGGCCCCCCAACCCACCUGCUCCAUUUCCUGUUUACCCCAAUCCAGGGCAGCGGUUUCCUCCAGGGUCCGGCUUUUCUGAGCGCGCGGCAUGUCCUUACCCUGCCCAGCCUCCUUUUCCGAUUGGUCAGUUUGGUGCUCCUCCCCCUGCCUACUCAUCCCCGUAUCCGUACACUAACUUUGGUUAUCCGACUGCUGCAGGCUUUCCCCCCUCCCAGGCCCCCACGGGGCCGCCUGCUUUCGGGCCUGGCUUCGGGGUCCCCUUCUCUUAAACCCCACCUCUACCAUGUACACUUGGCCUCCCGUAUUUCCGUGCCCCUCUCUGUCCGUGCCCUUCUCCAGAGCCCUGCGCGGGGUCCGUGACCUGGGUGUCCUGGUCAGGAUCCUGCGGUGCAGUGUGUUGUCUCUGGCGUUGUCCUUCCGAGGGCUGGCAGUGCACUGGUUUUGGAGGCCUCUUCCCUCCCUCCUGUGUCCCCCAUGCGGGAGCUGCCAUAAACGGCAGGCGGCGCUGACCUGAAACACUCAGUAGCUGGUGGCCAUUUUGCCAGCGGUCCGUGGUCACCUCGGGGGGUGGGGGGGUCUCUGGUUGUGGACACACUUUGAAAAGUAAGACAAUCUGAGACCCCUGUCUGUCUUUCUGUUUCUGUCUGUCUCUGCACUUCCUGUGCCCUGCCCUGAGCUGUCUUGCACCCUGACCCCCUCCCCCCCCUGCAUGACUAGAGCCAUGCUGCAAUUUGUAUAAAUUCACUGUACGAUGCUCUAUCAGUUAUUUGUAGUUUGAACUCCCGGUACCAACCAAUGUGGGUGCGGAUCUUACUGUGUUGGUGGUGUGUGAGGAGAUUUGAUUUUGCAAAGGGGGAGCGAAGGAAGCGCUUGACGUUGAAAGCAUUAACACUGCGUUCAGAAGGUUUAGUUCCGAUGUGCUCUUCUGGU